This is a messenger RNA of Chionomys nivalis (European snow vole), 2628 nucleotides long. RefSeq names its product histone deacetylase 10 (gene Hdac10). Gene Ontology annotation, cellular component: histone deacetylase complex. Gene Ontology annotation, biological process: chromatin organization. Lineage: Eukaryota; Metazoa; Chordata; Mammalia; Rodentia; Cricetidae. The coding region runs from base 494 to 2530 and encodes 678 amino acids. The record is from RefSeq and is a predicted model, not a curated record. Gene Ontology annotation, molecular function: histone deacetylase activity. The transcript is spliced from 19 exons.
UUCCCAACCAUUUCAAGAGGGACACUGAACACAGGCUCCGUGCCACACGUUGUUGGCGGUGGUACCGCAGCUGUAGCACUAGGCCGAGAUCACAUCCAGAGAUGCUGGAGGAACCCGACGGGAGUUCAGCUGGUCUACUCCACCCUAAUCGCGCCUGAGGGCGGGACCAAGUCUGAGAAGGAGGAAGCCGGAAGUUAGAUGUCGGGAACCACGCUGUGCACCGGCUUGUCUCAGUUUCUAGUGGUUUGCUUCUGACUACCAACCGGGUCUGACCCUUGGGUGGUGCGUUCUUACUCAGGUCCAGGGUCUGCUACCCGGCUCUGUCCCAAGCGAGGGGCUGUUUACGUGCGCGCUGUUAGGUGGGACCAGACAGUGCAGUCACCUGCCAGCAGAGGGCGUGUAUACGCUAGAGUGGAUCAAAGUGACCACGGUGUGGCCAUGGGUACAGCACUUGUGUACCACGAGGAUAUGACAGCCACCCGGCUGCUCUGGGAUGAGUAAGUGUGUCUUGACAGAAGUAGGGGGCCGGGAGGAAACUCUGAACACUGAGAUCCUUGUCUACUCUAGCCCCGAGUGCGAAAUUGAGUGUCCAGAGCGCCUGACUGCAGCCCUGGAUGGCCUGCGGCAGCGUGGCCUGCAACAAAGGUGCCUGUGUUUGACAGCUUGUGAGGCAUCAGAGGAAGAGUUGGGCCUGGUGCACAGCCCAGAAUAUGUAGCCCUGGUGCGGAGGACCGAGACCCUGGACAAGGAGGAGCUCCAGGCACUGUCUAAGCAGUUUGAUGCUGUCUACUUCCACCCGAACACUUUUCACUGUGCCAGGCUAGCUGUGGGGGCUGCACUGCAGCUGGUGGAUGCUGUGCUAACAGGAGCUGUGCACAAUGGGCUUGCCCUGGUGAGGCCUCCAGGACACCACAGUCAGAAGGAGGCUGCCAAUGGAUUUUGUGUGUUCAACAAUGUGGCUAUAGCAGCCAAACAUGCCAAGCAGAAAUAUGGGCUGCAGAGGAUUCUUAUUGUCGACUGGGAUAUCCACCAUGGCCAGGGCAUCCAGUACAUCUUCGAUGAUGACCCCAGUGUCCUUUACUUCUCCUGGCACCGCUAUGAGCAUGGGCGCUUCUGGCCAUUCCUUCAAGAGUCCGAUGCACAUGCGGUUGGGCAAGGGCAGGGCCAAGGCUUCACCGUCAAUUUGCCCUGGAAUCAGGUUGGAAUGGGGAAUGCUGACUAUUUGGCUGCCUUCCUGCAUGUGCUGCUCCCGUUGGCCUUUGAGUUUGACCCUGAGCUGGUGCUGGUCUCAGCAGGAUUUGACUCUGCCAUCGGGGACCCUGAGGGGCGGAUGCGAGCCACACCCGAAUGCUUUGCCCACCUCACACAGCUGCUGCAGGUGCUGGCUGGUGGCCGGAUUUGUGCUGUGCUAGAGGGUGGAUACUACCUGGAAUCCCUAGCACAGUCAGUGUGCAUGAUGGUGCAGACACUGCUUGGUGACCCCACACCCCCCCUUCUUGGACUCAUGGUGCCAUGUCAGAGUGCCCUGGAGUCCAUCCAGAGUGUCCAGACAGCCCAGGCCCCUCACUGGGCAAGCCUCCAGCAAAAUGUGGCACCAGUUCUGGGUCCCAGCACCCGCUUUCCUGAAGGGAGGUCUCUGCCUCUGCUUACUGAGAGCCCCACGUGUGAAGCAGCAGAAGCUGCACUGAGCCCUCUCCAGGAUGAAGUCUGUCUCCGUCCUACACCCCCGAUCUGCACAGCGGUCGCCUUGGCUGUGCCUGGUGCUGCUCUGGCCUUACCUCCUGGAGUGCUCCUUCAGGAAGAGUCAGCCUUGAGGGAGGAAACCGAAGCCUGGGCCAGGCUACACAAGUCUCUAUUCCAAGAUGAGAGUCUUGUCGCCCUGGGGAAGAUUCUGUGUCUCUUAGGUGGGAUCCUGGAUGGGCAGGUAAGAAAUGGCAUAGCUGCCACAGCCGCCCUUGCCACAGCAGCAACUGUAGAAGUGAUCAUUCAGCGAUGCCUGUCCCAUGGAGCUCAGAGGCUGCUCUGUGUGGCCCUGGGACAGCUGGAUCGACCGCUGGACCUUGCAGAUCAUGGGAGAGUUCUAUGGCUGAAUAUCCGGGGCAAGGAGGCAGCCGUGGAGUCCAUGUUCCACAUCUCCACGCCACUGCCACAGACGACUGGGGGGUUUCUGAGCUGCAUCUUGGGUCUGGUGCUGCCCCUGGCUUAUGGCUUCCAGCCUGACGUGGUGUUGAUGGCACUGGGGCCUGCCCAUGGCCUGCAGAAUGCCCAAGCUGCUCUCUUGGCUUCAGUGCUUCGGGGUCCAGCAGGGGGCCGAAUUCUAGCAGUAGUGGAAGAGGAAUCCAUACUCCAGCUUGCAAGGACCCUGGCACAGGUACUGCAAGGAGAAGCACCUCCCAGUCUGGGCCCUUUCUUCAUGGCCUCUCCAGAGGAGAUCCGGGCCCUUAGGUUACUAAAAGCUCAGCUGGAACCUCGGUGGAAGUUGCUGCAGGUGGCUGCUCCUCCACCAGGUCCGUGCUCUCCAAUCGCUUGAAAUCGGUCAAGGCGGACGAUUCCUAUCCGGAGAAGAGCACAUUCAGGUCCUAACGAACCGUCGCCGGAGACCUACGUCCCAUCUGCAGCCCGGGCAUU